Molecule: messenger RNA, 2759 nt
Organism: Oenanthe melanoleuca
Lineage: Eukaryota; Metazoa; Chordata; Aves; Passeriformes; Muscicapidae
Gene: OXTR
Product: oxytocin receptor
Exons: 2
Coding region: 569-1741 (390 amino acids)
Biological process (GO): female pregnancy; regulation of systemic arterial blood pressure by vasopressin; maternal process involved in parturition
Cellular component (GO): membrane
Molecular function (GO): peptide binding; vasopressin receptor activity; oxytocin receptor activity
Source: RefSeq, a predicted model, not a curated record
CGGGCUGGAGCCGCCUCUGCCCAACGCCCCCAUCGCUCGGCCGGCCCUGCCGGGGGCUGAGAGCGGGGCAGGGGCGGAGACCGAGGGACCGGCCAGGGGACAGGAGCAGCGGCAGCCGGGACACGGGCACAGCGAGCGGGGGGGACACGGAGAGCCGUGGAAUAUCGGGAACCGAGGAGACACGGAGAGAGAGCGGCGGGGACACGCGGCUACCGCACAGGAGCGCAUCGGGGCAGCCCUGCCCCUCUCUCUGCCCCUCUCCCUGCCCCUCUCUCUGCCCCUCUCCCUGCCCCUAUCCCUGCCCCUCUCCCUGCCCCUCUCCCUGCCCCUAUCCCUGCCCCUCUCCCUGCCCCUCUCCCUGCCCCUCUCCCUGCCCCUCUCCCUGCCCCUCUCCCUGCCCGCUCCCUGCCCCUCUCCCUGCCCCUCUCUCUGCCCCGCUCCCUGCCCCUCUCCCUGCCCCUCUCCCUGCCCCUCUCCCUGCCCCUCUCCCUGCCCCUCUCCCUGCCCCGCUCCCUGCCCGCUCCCUGCCCUCGCCCUGCCCCAGGCUCGAUGCGGGCCGGCGCUGGCCAUGGAGAAGCUGUACCUGGCGGGGAGCAGCACCUGGACCAUCAACAGCUCCCUGGGGAACGGCAGCCUGCGGCUGGAGAACCUGAGCGCGGGCAGGAACAGCAGCGCCGACCCCCUGAAGAGGAACGAGGACAUGGCCAAGGUGGAGGUGACGGUCCUGUGCCUCAUCCUGUUCCUGGCCCUGACCGGCAACCUGUGCGUGCUGCUGGCCAUCCACACCACCCGCCACAAGCACUCCCGCAUGUACUUCUUCAUGAAGCACCUGAGCAUCGCUGACCUGGUCGUGGCCAUCUUCCAGGUGCUGCCCCAGCUCAUCUGGGACAUCACCUUCAGGUUCUACGGGCCGGAUUUCCUCUGCCGCUUGAUCAAGUACCUGCAGGUCGUGGGGAUGUUCGCUUCCACCUACAUGCUGCUGCUGAUGUCCCUGGACCGCUGCUUGGCCAUCUGUCAGCCACUGAGGUCCCUGCACAGGAGAGCCGACCGGGUCUCUGUCCUCCUCACCUGGCUGCUGUGCCUGCUGGUCAGCAUCCCUCAGAUCCACAUAUUUUCUCUCAGGGAUGUGGGGAAUGGGGUUUAUGACUGUUGGGCAGAUUUCAUCCAGCCCUGGGGACCGAAAGCCUACGUUACCUGGAUCACCCUCAUGGUCUAUAUCAUCCCCGUGCUGAUGCUGAGCAUCUGCUACGGCUUAAUCAGCUUCAAAAUCUGGCAGAACGUGAAGCUGAAGACGGCGCAGGGGCCCAGCGCGGCUCUGGGCUCAGGCUCCCGCGGGGGGAUGGUGUUUGCCAGGGUCAGCAGCACCAGGCUCAUCUCUAAAGCCAAGAUCCGCACAGUCAAAAUGACCUUCAUCAUCGUGCUGGCCUUCAUAGUGUGCUGGACCCCCUUCUUCUUCGUGCAGAUGUGGUCGGUGUGGGACACCAACGCCCCGCAGGAAGCCUCCCCGUUCAUCAUCGCCAUGCUCCUGGCCAGCCUCAACAGCUGCUGCAACCCCUGGAUCUACAUGCUCUACACCGGGCACCUCUUCCACGACCUGAUGCGCCGCUUCCUCUGCUGCUCCGCGCGCUACCUCAAGUCGCGGCCGGCGUGCGAGCUGAGCAAGAAGAGCAACUCCUCGUCCUUGGCGCUCAGCUGCAGGAGCCCGAGCCAGAGGAGCUUCGUGCAGCCGCCCCCGACGUGAGGCCGUGGCAGCGGCACCCCGAGUCCGCCGCGCUGCGCCGGUGCUGCCCUGCGGAGCGGGGCCGGCCAAGGAGGGUUUAUAAAUAGGUGUAAAUACGGCUGUAAGCAUGCACAGAGGGCUUAUUUAACCGAGACGGGAGUGCGGCAGGAAUUCUGUGCCCAGGGUUCGGUGCUGCCUGGAUCGCACAGCAGGAACCCGCCCUGAGCCCCGAACCCCCGAGCAGCGGCUCGUGGACGGGAGGGACAAACGGAGCCGUGCUCUGGGGCGGGUGCGGUGCAUCCCUGCGGGAUGGAAGGGGGGCUGCGGCACAGGGGGUGGGUGUCACCCGGGUACGCGGCUGGCACUGUCCCAGCUCCUCCUGCAGCGGGAUCCCGCAGGGUUUCAGCGCCUGGCACCGCCUGGCACCGCCUGGCACGGCCUGGCACCGCCUAGAACCGCCUGGCACCGCGCUCUCUGCCCAGGAGCGCUGCCUUCGCCUGCAGCCUGCGGGGCACAGACAGCCCUGCAGCCCUACAAUGUGCCAGCCCUGCACUGCGCCAGCCCUGCACCAUGGCAGCCUUUCAUUGUGCCAGCCCUGCACUGUGCUAGCCCCGCACCGUGCCAGCACCGCACCGUGCCAGCCCUGCAGCCCCACAGCCCUGCAGCCCCGCAGCCCUGCACUGUGCCAAACCUGCAGCCCCGCAGCCCUGCACUGUGCCAAACCUGCACUGUGCCAACUCUGCAGCCCCACAGCCCUGCGCCGUGCCAGCCCCGCACCCUGUGCCCAGGGGGUGCAGACAGUCCCGGGCGCCUGGGGCUCGGCUGGCGGGGAUCGGGCAGUGCCCCUGGCCGAGGGGUCCGGGCUGCCCCCCGGGCUCUCUCACUGUCCCCAAGGCCGGGCUUGGCUCCGGGCUCGCCGCGGAUCCACCAAGUGUCGCACGGCCCCAGCGCCUUCCGCUUGCUCUGCAGCGCACGGGGCAUGCCCGCGGCAUGGGUUUUUAUUGUUACCAAAUACUGUAAAUAAAGUUUUCUGACUGUG